Penicillium argentinense is the source of this 426-nucleotide messenger RNA. RefSeq lists its product as uncharacterized. The record is from RefSeq and is a predicted model, not a curated record. The transcript is spliced from 2 exons. Lineage: Eukaryota; Fungi; Ascomycota; Eurotiomycetes; Eurotiales; Aspergillaceae. Bases 1 to 426 code for a protein of 141 amino acids.
AUGACGCGAGAUUGGACGUCGAACUCGGACCUCCCCGGCUCCCCAGGGAAGGUCCCUGGCUUCCACGCCCCUUCCCUUGGUAGUCGACCAACGGAGUACGAUGUCUAUGAAGGCAUUCCUUUGAUUUCCUCUCAGACGUCGCCUGCCACAAUAACCCACGUUGAGGAUUUCCAUUCCAUGAACGACUUCCUUUGGAUGCAUCAAGUACUUGCCGCCGAGUAUGAGCCCGACGCUGCGCUUGACGCAUCGCUCGAAGGAAUGAAAGAACUUCCAAUUUUCGACACCAUCCACGAUCGCAUCGGAAACGAGGACAUCACGUCCCGCUCCCACAUUUUCCCAACGAUCCGUACCGCUGAACCUACACUGGUCGCAUCCAGCAGCCGUCAGUCCAUGCCUCAUGACAGCCAGCAAUGCUCAAGGAAGUAA